Molecule: messenger RNA, 6829 nt
Organism: Sander lucioperca (pikeperch)
Lineage: Eukaryota; Metazoa; Chordata; Actinopteri; Perciformes; Percidae
Gene: dock11
Product: dedicator of cytokinesis 11
Exons: 55
Coding region: 200-6394 (2064 amino acids)
Biological process (GO): positive regulation of GTPase activity; small GTPase-mediated signal transduction; positive regulation of filopodium assembly
Molecular function (GO): guanyl-nucleotide exchange factor activity
Source: RefSeq, a predicted model, not a curated record
CCUCUCUGCUUUGCUCUCAUCAGCAGCAGUAGCAGCAGUAGCAGCAGCCCCGCCUCGCCUCGCGAGCCGCUGGCUGGUUCACCUCCAACACAAUCCCACACAUCUGGCUGUCACACAACAGUGCUGCCGCUCCGUCCGGUACCGCGGCAUGCUCAUUCACACCGGGACAUACGAAGUGGAUUUUAACUAGAGGGGCACAAUGUCUGAGGUGCGAAAAUUCACAAAAAGGUUAAGCAAACCCGGGACGGCCGCGGAAGUCAGGCAGAGCGUGUCGGAGGCUGUGAAGAGCUCCGUGGACCUUGUGGAGCAGCCAAAGAUUAUUGAGCCGCUGGACUAUGAAGCUGUGGUGUUUCAGAGAAAGGCCCAGAUCCACAGCGACCCCCACCGAGACCUGCUGCUCUGCCCCGUCGACGAUGUCUCGGAAUCCCAGAUCUCCCGGCAGAGGAGGACUGUCGUUCCUUCGGUGCCUCAGAACGCUGAGCAGGAAGCCAGGAGUCUGUUUGCCAAAGAGUGCAUCAAGAUGUACAACACCGACUGGCAUGUAAUCAACUACAAAUAUGAGGCUUACUCUGGUGAUUUCCGCAUGUUGCCAAGUAAAGGCCUGAAGACAGACAAGCUGCCAGCUCACGUGUUUGAGAUCGAUGAGGACACCAAAGACGAGGACUCGGCGUCACUGUGCUCCCAGAGGGGAGGCAUCAUGAAGCAGGGCUGGCUUCAGAAAGCCAACAUCAACAGCAGCCUGUCUGUCUCCAUGAGGGUGUUCAAAAGGAGGUACUUUUACUUGUCUCAGCUCCCCGACGGCUCCUACAUCCUCAACUCCUACAAGGAUGAGAAGAACUGCAAGGACACCAAAGGAUCCAUCUACCUGGACUCCUGCAUAGACGUUGUUCAGAGCCCUAAGAUGCGCCGCAAUGGCUUCGAGCUGAAGAUGCAAGACCGCUACAGCCACUUCCUGGCUGCGGACAGCGAAGCAGAGAUGGAGGAGUGGGUGGUCACACUGAAACAGGCUCUGCAGAGCACCACUGAGGCCAGCCAGGACAGGAGGAAUGGUGCAGAGACACUGGACUGUGCCCUGGAUGACGACACUGCCAGCCAAGGUAAAGGGGAGAGCCUGCUGGAGAGCCAGGGGAGGAGCUUACAGCCGGAACUUAUGAAGUUUGCCAGGGAGACCGACCAGCUCAAUAAGAUCAACAGGAAUGAAGGCAGACAAAAGCUUUUCUCUCUGGAUCCUGAGACACAGAGGCUGGACUUCUCCGGCAUCGAGCCAGAUGUGAAGCCAUUUGAGGAGCGUUACGGCCGUCGUAUCGUGGUCAGCUGCCACGACCUGACCUUCAGUCUCCAGGGCUGCGUCAGCGAGAAGGGCGACGGCGUCCUCACCAAUGUGGAACCAUUCUUCAUCAGCCUCGCUCUCUUUGACGUCUCCAAGAGCUGUAAGAUCUCGGCCGACUUCCACGUCGAUCUCAACCCGCCCUGCGUCAGGGAGAUGCUGACUCACGCCUCGGGCCAGCUCUCUCCUUCCUCGGACUCAGAGGGUGGAGGAGGAGGAGUCAGGGAGGGAGGUGGGGUGAUGGUGAACGGAGACUCGAAGGUGAAAGGGAACGGCCUGCCGGUUCUUCAGAGGGUGUCGGAUGCUCUGCUGCGUUUCCCUACACAGGGUAUCUUUUCAGUGACCAACCCUCACGCAGAUAUCUUCCUGGUGGCCCGUGUAGAGAAGGUGUUACAGAACGGCAUCACACACAGCGCCGAGCCGUACAUCAAGACCUCUGACGCCAACAAGACUGCUCAGAAGGUGCUGAAAGCUGCCAAGCAGACAUGCCAACGCUUGGGCCAGUAUAGGAUGCCGUUCGCCUGGGCUGCCAAGCAGGUGUUCAAAGACGCUCAGGGCAGCCUGGACAUGGAUGGGAAGUUUUCUCCUCUCUACCGCCAGGACAGCAGCAAAGUCUCCACUGAUGACAUCAUCAAGCUGCUGGCCGACAUCAGGAAACCUGAGAAGAGCAAGCUUCAGACCAUCCCUGGACAGCUGAAUGUCACCAUCGAGUGUGUCCCACCUGACUUCUCAAAUACGGUGACUUCCUCUUACGUUCCUGUCAAGCCCUUUGAGGACGGCUGCGAGCGGGUGUCAGUGGAGGUGGAGGAGUUUCUCCCCGAGGAGGCCAAGUACAACUACCCCUUCACCACCUACAAGAACCAACUCUACAUCUUCCCCCUGCAGCUCAAAUACGACAACCAGAAGACCUUCACCAAGGCUAGAAACAUUGCAGUCUGCGUCCAGUUCCGAGACUCCGAUGAAGAAGGUGCAACCCCUUUAAAGUGCAUCUACAGCAAGCCGGGAGACUCCCUCUUCACCAGCAGCGCCUACGCAGCCGUCCUGCACCACAAUCAGAGCCCCGAGUUCUACGACGAGGUGAAGAUUGAGCUGCCGGUCCACGUUCAUGAGAAACACCACAUCCUCUUCACCUUUUACCAUAUCAGUUGUGAGUCCAGCAGCAAGGCGAGCAGCAAGAAGAGGGAGGGAGUAGAGUCACUGGUGGGUUACUCCUGGAUGCCUUUGCUGAAAGACGGGAGGAUGCAGUCAGUGGAGCUCCAGCUGCCCGUAGCAGCCACCCUGUCUCCUGGAUACCUGUGUCAGGACACCAGGAAGUCCCAACCAGAUAUCAAGUGGGUGGAAAAUGCCAAGACACUGUUCAAAGUGAAGACCCAUGUGGCAUCAACAAUAUAUGCACAGGACCUGCAUCUACACAAAUUCUUCCAGCACUGCCAGCUGAUGAGGACGACAUCAGAGGGCAACCCAGCAGAACUGAUCAAAUACCUGAAGUGCCUGCAUGCCAUGGAGACUCAAGUAAUCAUCAACUUCCUACCAACGGUGCUGAUGCAGCUGUUCGGGGUGCUCACAGCAGCAACCAAAGAAACCCAUGAGAUUGCAGUCAACUCUCUGCGUGUGAUCAUACAUAUAGUCUCCAGAUGUCACGAGGAGGGCCUGGAACACUACCUGCGCUCUUUUGUGAAGUAUGUGUUUGUAACCAACAACCCCGCGUCGGGACACUCAGCGACCACCCAUGAGGUGCUGGCCACCGCUGUAACAGCCACCCUCAAGCAAACUGCUGAUUUCAACACCAGCAACAAACUGCUCAAGUACUCCUGGUUCUUCUUUGAAACCAUGGCCAAAUCCAUGGCCCAGUACCUGCAAGAGGGCAACCGCAUAAAGAUGCCGCGGGCCCAGCGCUUCCCCGACAGUUUCCACCAGGCGCUCCAGUCGCUGGUGUUGUCCAUCAUGCCACACAUCACCAUCCGUCACAUGGAAAUCCUCGAGGAAGCUCGCUGCGUCAACCUGAGCCUGGCCAAUUUCAUCAAGAGGUGCCUGACCGUCAUGAACAGGGGCUUUGCCUUCGGCCUGGUCAAUCACUACAUGUGUCAUUUCGGUCUCAAAGAUCCCAAGGUGCUGACUGAAAUGAAAUUUGAUUUCCUGAUGACAGUAUGUAACCACGAACACUUCAUCCCUCUUAACCUGCCCAUGGCUUUCGGGCGCACCAAGCUGCAGAGGGUACAAGAUUUUAUUCCGUAUGCGACGGAGCUUUUUGGCCCUGUAGAGCAGAGUCUGGAGUUCAGCCUGACAGAAGAAUACUGCCGUAACCACUUCCUAGUUGGCCUGUUGCUGAGAGAAGUGGCUGAGGCCUUGCAGCAAGGGCCCGAGGUCAGACAGCUGGCCGUGAGCGUUCUCAAGAACCUUCUCAUUAAACACGCCAUGGAUGAUCGCUACACUGCAUUCAAGAACCAGCAGGCCAGGAUCUGUUUGCUCUACCUGCCACUUUUUGAGCUGCUCUACCAGAACCUGAAGCAGCUGUCUGCCCAGCCGCACACCUCCAGCCCCGGGCUCGGCCUCAAUGGCUCCAGAGAUGACCUGAUAUCAACCGGCUCCACAGACAGCAGGAGAAUCAGCACUGCAAUUGAGAGAGACCAUGGUCUGCCAGCUCAGAACGGCCAUGUUGUGAGGAGAGAGGACUCCAGAUGCUCUCUGUUUAUGGACUCAGGAACACCAGACAGCACUGAGCUGCAGAGACGUGGCUCCACCAUGAGCAGCAGCCCCAUGCCUCCCAUCGGCAGACUGGGACAGUAUGAGAUCAGGGGCCUCCUGCUCUCCUUCCUGCACAUCGUCAAGACCUUGUCAGAGGACACUCUCAUGGCCUACUGGAACAAAGUCAGCCCUCAAGACAUCAUGAACUUCCUCAGCUUGCUAGAGAUCUGUCUGGUUCAGCUCCGUUACAUUGGGAAAAGGAACAUUGUCCGGAGUCAGGACAUAUGCGUACCGAAGCUGUUCUCCUCAGACAGGAAGUCUCAGACGAUGCCGGCUAUGCGCUGCAACCGAGCCAGCCUCAUGCAGACGAAGUUACACCAGUUCAGCACCAUGGAAACCUCCCUCACUCUUAAUAUCGGGACAGGGCCAUCAGAGGCAGAGAUCCAUCAUCAGGCUCUGCUGGAGGGCAACAUCUCCACUGAGGUGUCCCUGAGUGUCCUGGAUGUCCUCUCUCUUUUCACUCAGUGUUUUAAGACCCAGCUGCUGGACAGCGACGGUCACAACCCCCUGAUGAAGAAGGUGUUUGACGUUUACCUCACCUUCCUCAAAGUCGGCCAAUCAGAAGCUGCCCUCAGACACGUGUUCGCAGCGCUCAGGGCUUUCAUCAACAAGUUCCCGUCGGUGCUGUUCAAGGGCCGCGUCACGCUGUGCGAGGCUCUAUGCUGCGAGGUGCUCAAGUGCUGCGUCUCCAAGCUGGGAUGUCUGCGGGCCGAGGUGUCGGCCCUGCUCUACCUGCUGAUGAGAAACAACUACGAGUACACCAAGAGGAAGACCUUCCUGCGCACGCACCUGCAGAUCAUCAUUGCUGUAAGCCAGCUGAUCUCCGACGUGGCGCUGUCCGGCAGUUCACGCUUCCAGGAGUCCCUCUCCAUCAUCAACAACUUUGCAAAUAGUGACAAGGCCAUGAAGUCCACGGCAUUCCCCUCUGAAGUGAAGGGUCUGACCAAACGCAUCCGCACAGUGCUGAUGGCCACGGCCCAGAUGAGGGAGCACGAGAAAGACCCGGAGAUGCUGCUGGACCUCCAGUACAGCCUGGCCCGGUCCUACGCCAGCACCCCCGAACUGAGACGAACCUGGCUGGACAGCAUGGCGCGAGCACACCUCAAGAAUGGAGAUCUGUCUGAGGCGGCCAUGUGCUACGUUCAUGUGGCUGCGCUGGUUGCAGAAUACCUGUACAGGAAAAAGUUGUUCCCCAGCGGCCUUGCAGCCUUUAAGAAGAUUACCUUGAAUAUUGAAGAGGAAGCUGCCAUGAGGGAAGACACUGGAAUGCAAGAUGUCUAUUACACUGAGGAAGUCCUGGUCGAACACCUCGAGGUCUGUGUGGAGGCACUGUGGAAAGCCGAACGCUAUGAGCUCAUCACGCACAUUGCCAAGCUUAUUAUCCCCAUCUACGAGAAGCGUCACGAGUAUGAGAAACUAAGCCAACUGUACAACACGUUGCACAGAGCCUACAACAAGAUAAUGGAGGUGAUACACUCAGGCCGCAGGAUGCUUGGGACAUACUUCAGAGUGGCCUUUUAUGGACAGGGCUUCUUCGAGGAGGAGGACGGGAAGGAGUACAUUUACAAAGAGCCCAAACUCACUGGCCUGUCUGAAAUCUCUCAGCGGCUGCUGACGCUCUACGGGGAAAAGUUUGGGCCGGAAAACGUCAAGAUAAUACAGGACUCAAAUAAGGUUAACCCCAAAGACCUGGACGCCAAGUUCGCCUACAUCCAGGUGACGUUUGUCAAGGCCUACUUUGACGAGAAGGAGGCACCGGAGAAGAAGACUGACUUCGAGAAGUGCCACAACAUCAACCGCUUUGUGUUCGAGACGCCGUACACGCUGUCGGGCAAGAAACACGGCGGGGUAGAGGAGCAGUGCAAGAGGAGGAGCAUGCUCACAACUAGCAACACCUUCCCCUAUGUGAAAAAGCGUGUGGAGGUGGUGGGGGAGAAGCAGCUGGAGCUGAAGCCGGUGGAUGUGGCCAUAGAUGAGAUGAAGGCGCGGACAGCGGAGCUGACCAAACUCUGCUCCAGCCAGGAAGUGGACAUGAUCCAGCUGCAGCUCAAACUGCAGGGCUGCGUCUCUGUGCAGGUGAAUGCCGGUCCCAUGGCCUACGCCAGAGCAUUCUUGGAUGACAGUAAAUCCAACCAGUCAGGCAACAAGAAAAUAAAAGACCUCAAGGACAUUUUCAGGCGUUUUGUCCAGGCUUGCAGUAUGGCUCUGGACAUAAACGAGCGUCUGAUCAAAGAGGACCAGUUUGAGUACCACGAGGGCCUGAAGGCCAACUUCAAAGACAUGGUCAAGGAGCUAUCUGACAUCAUCCACGAGCAGCUUUGAGGAAAAACAGAUCUACCAGGAGGAUAUGAUGCGCUCACUCUUACAAAACUCCCUCCAUGUGUUUCGUGCCAUCAGCGGGACAUCCACCAACGUGGGCUGACCACCACCGGCCUCCGUCCCUCCCUCCCUCCCUCCCUCUGCUGCCGCCUCCACCUGCCUACAUGUAUAUCCUCUCACCUCUCCCUUUAAGGACCUGAACUUGUUUUUCACAUCUGUCUAGCUACACUUGCCCAAACAGUCCCACAGCAGCAGUAUUUCGGAGAAUGUAUUGCAGCAGCUCCAAUCAAAAUGUCAGCGUGUCAGGUUCAGGUGUUUUGCUGGGACAUGCUCAGUUGCACUUUCUUACUGCCUUUGUGAUGAAGUGCAGGAUUGACUUAUUAUUUUAUUUUUUAUUUUUACAGGGAGAUACUUUACUAAAGCAAUUAUUCCCGUCCC